AUUUUCCAGACAAUCAUGAUGAAAUACCUUGUCACCAUGGAUGUGCCAUUGCUCAACCUGCUGCUAAUGUGGAAGACGAUGUUUGCUGACGAUCUAUUCGCGGAUGCGGAGGAGACGUACCUGUACACACGCUUGCUGCGGGACGGUCACCAUCAGAGCCUGCCUAUCACCCAACGUCUGCUCUGCCUGCACUGGCUCGAACAAUUCAUCGAGGUGUCGCCACUAGCUGCCUCGAUGCAGUCUCAGCAGCACCACCUGUUGGUACCCACUGCGUUGGAUAGCUCUGAUCUGAGGCUACAGAAACUCAGAAUUCUCACCGCAUGCUACGAUGACAGUUCAGAUGUUGAUACAAGACUUCUUAUCAGCAGCCUGGGUAUACAGCGCAAGCUUGUACAUUACAGUCAGUCGGGCAAGUACGGGCCGGCGUUAUUCCGCGUUCUUUACACCUACUUCAGUCGCCAUCCCGGCACAGAACUCGCAGCUGAAGUCUGUAGAUUUGUAGAAGUUCUGGUUCAAGCAGAGCCUUUCCUUAUGCCACAUGUUCUCGAUUUUCUCAAGUGUGUUCAGAAGACUGAAGUUCAAGGAUCGUGCUAUCAUCAGAUGCUGCUGUGCAUACUGGAGCAGGUCACCCAGCAUGACAUGGCUGUGGUGCAGGAGAAUCUCAGCUACCAUCUCAUGCUGCUGAAGGAAGCUGCCGCACAGCCCUCCGUGUCGUCACAGAAGAUCAUUCAGCUGCUAUUGAGCGUCUGUGAGUCGACCCCCAUCCUGACUGAGGGGGACCUACUCGUAGGACAUCAGCUGAUAGGUGUUUGCCGUUCCCUCCUGCAGACACACCCAACCAGGGACAUGUUUGAAGAGCUGGCAGAUUUGUUGCACACUGUGUUCACAAGGUCGAAUGAUGUGGGCAUUCAGAGUAAAGCCAAGUUCUACUAUGCGAUGCUUGUUAAACUCCCAGACAGUCAGAUAAAGGAUUUGUUGGUUAAGGCACCAUCUACUGGCAGUGACUCGUGGAAGAGUAUGGCUAAUCUCAUGUCUGAAGAUGUCAGCAUUCCUGAACGCGUGUGUGUAAUCAAGUUUGAUAACCCAAUUCUUCAACUAACAAGAAAAACAGAAAGCCUCGAUAAGAGCUUCCGGCUUGCUGUGGCGGUUGAUAGCAAGACUGGAGAUGACUCUACCCUCUUCACUCGCUACAUAACGAGCAUGAAGUCAGCUGUGUUGCCGUCCAUCGAGAUUCCGGCCAGCUUGACAUUUCCUCCGAACCAAGAUGCAGUGAAGAGAUUCUACGCAGGCAUCCUGACGAUUGACAGGGACGAGGAUUACGAAGCUAUUGCGGAGUACAUCGUUGUGUACAUGGAUGCUGCGGCGAUGCCCUCCCAUGACAUCCUGCUCACAUUCACCCCACUGCGGCCGUCCCCCACCAGCUUCCGACUCCGAUUCACUUUUACGGACAUGGAAGGUCGGACAUGCCUCUCAAUGCUGUCACCAUUCCAACUGCGAUUCGAUGACUUGUUCCUGCCUUUGCCUAUCAUCGAUGGUGCUGCUUGCAAUAAACUACAGCUGUUCAACUGUUUGUGGCAGUCAUUCUACAAUGUGUGCAGCUUUAACACGGAUCCAUCAUGUGCAUCGUCAAUCGUGGUCCUGAUGCUGCCACAGGAGCAGAUGAUGUCAAUUCUGUCUGCGGACCUAAAGGAAUACGUGAUCGCCCUAGAAUAUGAAGAAUGCGUCUCAGUCGGAAUUGUUCUGCCGCCUUCCUCGCAUGUCCUCUUCAAGAUGGUGAUAGAAGCAGAGAAAACAAUCGUGCAUAUAGCGACGGACAAUUGGGAGAUAUUACCACUGAUAAACCGUUACCUACUCGACAUGCAGGCUACAGGCAAACCUGCAGAUUCGUGAUCACAACCACGUGCAUUUAUUGUUUGGGGUUUAUACAUGUUUGACCUGUGGUAGUACAAGUAUCAUGUCAUAGACACGUGAAUAUAUUUGCAAAGACCCUAUCUACAUACUGUUGUGAUAUGUACAUAAUGAUAUAAUAUUUUUUAUGUAAAAAUGAUUAUUGUAUAGAGAGAAUAAUGCAUGUCAUUGAUGUGUUGAAAAAAUGAAUAAAGGAGGGUGCAACCCUCUUGCCAUUGCAUCCUACAUACUGCGUAAUGUAAGCUUGCAUCUGGAAUAAUGAUCAUGUUCAUUAAAAGUCGCAUGCAACAUAUUGUGCAAACAGUAAUAAUGCAUUAUUUAUUAAUAAGUAUGAUCAAAGUACGUGCAUGCGGCAUACGAUCAGCUAAAUAGCGAGGUAUUAAGAAAGCUUUAAGGGCCCUCUACUAAAACGUACAAUGAAAAAUGUACAAUGUAUGAUGAAGUAUUUGAAUUGCAUUAUGACCCUCUUCCAUGUCUCUCUGGCUCGUAGUACUCUUAAUUACGACCAAAAUAAGUGUUGUAAGACAA
This is a messenger RNA of Priapulus caudatus, 2436 nucleotides long. RefSeq names its product AP-5 complex subunit beta-1-like. The record is from RefSeq and is a predicted model, not a curated record. Bases 16 to 1890 code for a protein of 624 amino acids. The transcript is spliced from 14 exons. NCBI's taxonomy places the organism in Eukaryota, Metazoa, Priapulida, Priapulimorpha, Priapulimorphida, Priapulidae. Gene Ontology annotation, cellular component: lysosomal membrane; AP-type membrane coat adaptor complex. Gene Ontology annotation, biological process: endosomal transport.